AUGCAGUCCGCAGAAUGGUUCAUGCCGCCGCAGGCGCUGGUGCCGGCGGUGGUCCUGAUCGUAUACCUAGUCUACAACUACUUGAUCUUUCCAACCCCUCGUUCAAUCGCCAAAUUGAGAUUCCUCAACGGCGAGCCCGGUGAAUGGGCGCCGUAUUAUCGAGCACUCUACCGCAACACCUUGGACUUGAAGAAGACGCUUCGCCGGCACCACACACAACAUAAGAAUGAGACGGUCCGCGUCCCCAUCCUGGGCCCGGGCCAAAACAAGCUUAUCCUGCUGCCCUCUGCCGAACGAAAAUGGCUCGUGGAUCAGCCCGACUCCGUCGUGAGCAUGCACGAGCAGACCAUCAACCACUUCCAAUGGGAUCUCGGCACCAUCUAUCCCACUCGGGAUCACAACAAGGUGACCAUCCACAUCAUAGCCACCAAGCUCACCCGAGAGAUCGGCAACCUGAUCCCAGCCCUCUCGGACGAGCUUGACCUCGCCCUGGCGAAGCACUGGGGUGACGAAGGCGACGGCGAGUGGAAGGAGGUGGGUGUUUACGACACGCUGAGGCCCAUCGUAAGCCAGGCAAUCAACCGCAUCUUCAUCGGGAAGAGACAUUGCCGGAACGAAGAGGUGCUCGAAACCGGCUUCUCGUACGCAAAGGUCAUUCCUCUCGAGGCGAACCUGCUCUGGCUGCUUCCGACCCCGCUGCGUCGUCUCCUGGCGCCUCUGGUGACCUUGCCAUCCCGCUGGUGCGAGAGGAAAUGGUUCAGGCUCACAAUCGACGAGGUUCGCAGACGGUUGGAGGCCAGAGGCCACCCGCAACAACACGGCACGGGAUCCGAGACUGAUGGCUGGCAAGAGGCUGAAGGAGCAGACGAGGCCGACCUGCUGAGCUGGUAUAUUGCGCACGGAGAAUCCCAGGACGACCCGUACCUCCUGGAUCCGGAAGUCCUCUCGGCGCGUAUCUUACUCCUCAACGCCUUCGCGCUGCACACCAACGUCUUCGCCAUCGCGCACAUGAUCCUCGACAUUGUCGGUUCCGGCGCCGAACAGGGUCCGAAGAUUGUGGCCCAGCUCCGUCAGGAAAUCAACGAGGUCCGCGCUGCCGACGGUGGGCAGCAAGGGUGGGACAAACGAUCGCUGGCCCGGCUCGAGCGGAUGGACAGCAGUUUCCGGGAAAGCCAGCGCGUCAACACCAUCUUGAGCCUGGGCCCGCUGCGCAUCGUGGGCAAGGACGGCGUCACGACGCCUUCCGGCGUCCAGAUCCCGCGCGGCUACCAAGUCGGAAUCCCGGCAUACUCGAUCCACUUUGAUACCGACAUAUACGGGCCCGACGCGGAGGCCUUCAACCCGUUUCGCUUCUACGACAAGCGGAAGGACGCGCGGGGGGCCGGUGAUAACAUCAAAGGGGCGAGGCAGGCAUGGGCUACCACGUCAGCCGACUACUUGUCCUUUGGGGCCGGGCUAAACAGCUGUCCCGGCCGUUUCUUUGCCUCUGGAAUGUUAAAGGUGCUGAUGGCCAACAUCCUGCUCAAGUAUGAGUUUGAGUUCCAAGAAAAGAGACCAGAGAAUCUAUGGCAGGGUGGAUCGAUGGCUGCUCAAAUCGCCAUCCGACUCCUAAUGGAGAACCCAUACGCCACACCACAGGAGUUACCGAUCAAGUUCCUGGUGCUCAUCAACAGCGCCGUGCCGCCUUUCAUCAUGCCGUUGGAUGAGCAAAAGGUUACGGAGCUGCCGAUUGAAGAGGCGCCAAAGCUGCGGAUGCUGUUCGACGUCUUCAAAGCAGAUCCCGCCGAACACCUGGACAAAUUGCGGCCAGUGAAGCUCGCCAAUGGUAGACAGGCUCUCGUAAAUAAAACGCACUACAUGACCUUUUUUGACAAGGCUUGGGAUGGCCACCCACUCUCCAUGCCGUCGCUGCACAUCACUGGCCUGGGCGAUGCGCCCGAGUACGGCCAGCAGCUGUUUGACAUUGCCGAACCCAGUCAAGCGGAGCAUAUUAAGCAUGUGUUUGGGCACGACUUCCCAAGAGGGCUGGAUAUGAACAAGACGAUUGCUAGGUCGAUACGGUCGCUGGCAGAGAAAGCUCUGUAA
This is a messenger RNA of Colletotrichum karsti, 2085 nucleotides long. RefSeq names its product cytochrome P450. The record is from RefSeq and is a predicted model, not a curated record. Gene Ontology annotation, molecular function: oxidoreductase activity, acting on paired donors, with incorporation or reduction of molecular oxygen; monooxygenase activity; heme binding. The coding region runs from base 1 to 2085 and encodes 694 amino acids. The transcript has 3 exons. Lineage: Eukaryota; Fungi; Ascomycota; Sordariomycetes; Glomerellales; Glomerellaceae.